Molecule: messenger RNA, 1059 nt
Organism: Effrenium voratum
Lineage: Eukaryota; Dinophyceae; Suessiales; Symbiodiniaceae
Source: the annotation of a GenBank genome assembly
AUGGACCAGCUUCAGGUGAGAGCAGAUACAGUGGCCUUUGGAGCAAGCAUCACUGCCUGCGAGCGAGGUAGCCAGUGGGAGCAAGCGGUGAGUCUUCUGCGGGCGAUGGAUGGCAUCACAGUGCAUCGGGACGUCGUAAGCUACAACGCGGCAGUGAGUGCCUGUGAGAAUGUGGGGCAGUGGCUGGCAGCUUUGCAGCUCUUGGAUGCCAUGGGUGCAGCUACCAUCCAUCCCGAUGCGAUCACCUUCAACAGUUGCAUCUCAGCCUGCGAGAAAGGGCAGCAGUGGCAGGUUGCCCUGGUUCUCCUCCAGCUGAUGUACACUGUUGGCCCGCACCCGGACUUGAUCAGCUGCAAUGCCGCCAUCAGUGCCUGUGCCCAAUGCAGCGAGUGGCGGGUUGCUCUGUGGCUGCUAGGUUUGGCCGAGGCCCCCAAUGGCAUCAGCUUCAGCGCAGCCAUCAGUGCUUGCGAAAAAGCGUGGCAGUGGCAGGUGGCUUGCAGCCUGCUUCAGGAGAUGCAAGCGCGGCACGUGCGAAGCAACGUCAUCGCCUGCAAUGCAGCCCUCAGUGCCUGUGAGAGCUGUGGGGAGUGGCAGCGCGCCUUGGUGCUGCUGGCGGCGAUGCCAGCGCUGAGCUUGACGCCCGACAGCAUCACCUUCAACGCGGCGCUGAGCGCCUGCGCCUGCGAAGGCGAAUGGCAGUUGGCUUUGCACCUCUUGAGCUUAUUUGCGGACGAACGGCUGGGUGCAGAUGACAUCAGCUACAAUUCGGCCAUCAGCGCGUGCGCCAAAGGAGACCAGUGGGAACGAGCACUUUGGAUUUUCUCCAACUUCGAGUCCCAGUCUGUGCGCCGCGACUUGAUUUCUUACAAUGCCGCCAUCAGUGCCUGCGCCCGGGGGCGGCAGUGGCGACGCGCUUUGCAGCUGCUGGGGGCAAUGCCUGCAGAGUCGCUGGAGCCAGACGAGAUCUCGUUCAAUGCCGCCAUCAAUGCCUGCUGCAAGGGACAGGGCGCAGCACUGGAUUCUUCCUCAGGGGCCGACGCACGAAGUGCUCCAAGUUGA